AUGUCACCGAACGAGAAUCAUCUGUGUUACUUUAUUCAACUGCUAGAGCGACAACUGUGGAAGCGGAAGCAUGUGAACGUGCUCCAAUUCAAAGUCAACUCCUCCAUCUACACCACUCUAAUUACAAUUUACAAAGCAGCAAAGACAUUUCUUCCUCAUGAUUCAGUUGUGGAAUAUCUAAUUCCAAUGAUGUUACGAUCACCAAAAAUCCAAUUUAUCGCUCUUCUGCUAAUCAGUCUUGGAAGCCAAGUAAUCUCAGAUGCCUUUGAUCAUCGCUACAGUAAUGGAGAUACAAUCCCCAUCUAUGCCAAUAGAGUUGGUUUAUACUCUAAUCCUAUGGAAGCAUAUGAUUAUUACGAUCUUCCCUUUUGUUCUACAGAUGCUGUGAAAAAGAAGGUUAAUCUAAAUGAGCUUUUGGCUGGAGGGCAUCUUGUUCCAACUCCAUAUAAGGUUGAAUUCCGUGUGGACAAAGUGUUGGAGUUAUUAUGCAACAAGAGACUCAAUAAAUCAGAUGUUUCUCAGUUUCGUAGUGUGGUACAGAAAGAUUAUUACAUGCAUUUGUAUUGUGACGACUUGAAAAUUCAGGGUUUUGUUGGAAGGGUUGAAAGCGAUCAUAGAGAUGGAAUGAUCAAGAGCAAAUAUUUCAUUUACAACCAUUUUUGUUUUGACAUUUUUUAUAAUAAAGAUCGUGUUAUUGAGAUUCUCAUUCAAGUAGAUCCCAGUUAUGUAGUUGAUAUAACAGAGGACAAGGAAGUUGAGGUGGAUUUCACAUACUCAGUUAAGUGGAUACCAACACAACAGCCAUUCAAUGAGAGAAUGCAGAGGUACACAGUUUCUUCUUAUUCGGAUUUUGUGUCAGAUGUAACCGAAGACAAUAUGACAUUUGAUAAGGUCCAUGGUUACUCGAUUGUAAAUUCAAGUUUUACAAUCUUCAUUCUGAUAAUUGGCAUACUGAUCUUUUACAAACGAGUGAUUCAUAAAGACAUUUCCAGAUAUAGAUGUGAUGUUGAAGUGGCGGAAAUGGCCGACUGUAACCAAGAAGAAGCUGGAUGGAAGAACAUUCAUGGUGAUGUGUUUAGAUUCCCAAGACAUAAGUCAUUGUUGGCUGCAGCUCUUGGUUCUGGAUCGCAAUUACUUGUACUCAUGGUGGUGAUUCUUAUUAUGGGAAUUAUGGGUGUUUUCCAGCCAUAUCAUCAAGGAGUUUUCUUGAAUUCACUUGCCCUCGUUUAUGCUGUAACAUCUGUGGUCUCAGGAUAUACAUCAGUUUCUUUUUAUCACAAACUAGAAGGGACCAACUGGAUGAAGAACAUAUUGUGGACAGGAGGAUUAUAUUUUGGGCCUCUCUUUCUUACAUUUGCCUUCAAUAAUAUAGUUGUGGUUGUUAAUGGAUCAACUUCUGUGCUUCCACUAGGUGAAUUAAUAAUGUUAUCUCUUUUGUGGAUAUAA
Lactuca virosa is the source of this 1446-nucleotide messenger RNA. The record is from the annotation of a GenBank genome assembly. Lineage: Eukaryota; Viridiplantae; Streptophyta; Magnoliopsida; Asterales; Asteraceae.